Aspergillus affinis is the source of this 2940-nucleotide messenger RNA. RefSeq lists its product as uncharacterized. Gene Ontology annotation, biological process: regulation of DNA-templated transcription. NCBI's taxonomy places the organism in Eukaryota, Fungi, Ascomycota, Eurotiomycetes, Eurotiales, Aspergillaceae. The record is from RefSeq and is a predicted model, not a curated record. The coding region runs from base 1 to 2940 and encodes 979 amino acids. Gene Ontology annotation, cellular component: lipid droplet; prospore membrane; ascospore wall. Gene Ontology annotation, molecular function: DNA-binding transcription factor activity, RNA polymerase II-specific; zinc ion binding. The transcript is spliced from 6 exons.
AUGACGAGAGCGUGGAAUCUCUACAAAGCUGCAUGGCUCUAUCCAUUCCGGGGCCUUUAUUAUUUCGUCUCACAUCGCUUCCUGUGGCCUCUUUUCAAGACCCGGUUGAUACCCAUCGUCUUGUUGUCAACCUUCAUCUACUUCCUGCUCUUCUUCUUCACCUACUUGCCGCAGGUGGCGUUCCUCGCCAUCUUUCAAGGCAAAGGAGCGUGGGUCAACGGAGCCUUCCUGGUGCUGGGAGAAGGCGCUGUCAUAGUGGCCUUGCUAUUUGAAGCAUUCUUCGUGGAUGAAACGCUAGUGGACAUCUUCGAUGCCGUACUGGUGAACGAGGGUCAAGGGGAGUUGGUCACCACGUCACGAGUGUUAUAUCCUCAAGGCGAUAAUGUGGUGCAGCGGUUGGGCAAACCCACCCAGAGCGCCGUCUACGCUCCGUUCUCGCUGCGACAGAUAAUAGAAUUCAUCGUCCUCCUACCGCUGAACUUUAUUCCGGUGGCGGGCACGCCCAUGUUCCUCGUGCUCACCGGAUAUCGAGCGGGCCCGUUCCAUCACUGGCGAUAUUUUCAGCUACUGGACCUAUCAAAACCACAGAGGAAGGAUCGGAUUUCCCGACAACAGCUGCAGUACACCUCAUUUGGAACGGUGGCUUUGCUGCUUCAGCUUGUUCCCAUUCUUUCCAUGUUUUUCCUAAUGUCGACUGCGGUUGGCUCAGCUCUUUGGGCUGUGGACAUCGAGAACAAACGUGGUCUCCUCGUGGAAUCCGGUCCGGACCCAUCCGUUCCUGUUCCGCUUCAUCCUGGUGGUACUGGCGUUUCAAAACGUCCCUCGGUCUACUGUGCGAGUCCCAUAAAAUGCGAAAAACCCAGCGCCACCUGCGAGACGGAUGAUAUACUACGUGCUCUAGGCGCUCUUGGAUGCGACCUAAAGCAUGGAAACGCUCGUCGCGAAGCCUCGAUGCCCAUGGACCCACGAACCAGGCUGCGCAAGGCCUGCGAUGCCUGCAGUAUUCGGAAAGUAAAGUGCGACACCAGCGGUCCGCCUUGUCGGUCGUGCGCAAGCUUGGAUAUCCCCUGCACUUAUGAGCGACCGAGUCGACGUCGCGGCCCUCCCAAUCGUCAUGCAGAGGCCUUCAAGAAGCAAAAGCUGGGCCCUUCUCCAGCUACCUCCCCAAGCCCCUCGGAUCAACCUUCGCCUGUCCGACCAGCAUCGACAGUGUCUGUCGGAAACAGCAGCCCCUCCGCAUUCUUUCCGUCAUCUGUAGAAUCAAUAUGCCCGUUUUCAACCGUGCAACUGUUGAUCGACGACUACUUUACGUACAUUCACCCUCUGAUCCCGAUCCCCCACGAGCCCACGUUUCGGGCGGCCCUUGACAGAAGAGAAGACCUUACCAAUCGUACGUUCUUGGCCCUCACAGCCUCUAUGAUCGGCACGCUUGUGGCCUCGUUCCCUCGUCGGCCCAAGCUGCACUUGAAAACGGAGGCCGAGAGGGCGGCGUUCCCUCACUCGAUGGCCAUGGUCAAGAAAUGUCGCGAUGUUGCCGUGCAAGCCCGAGGCAUGGGCUACCUUGAUCGAAGCGCCACCGUUUACGACGCGGCCAUCAGCUAUUUCUUGGGGAUCUGUUCGGGCUAUAUGUACAGCAUGCGUCGGUGCCGAACGUACCUAGCUGAAUGCUUAACCAUGUUACAUGUGUAUGACCUGUGUCGACCGUCCCGUCGAUUGUCCUCGUCUUGUGCAACCAGUCCCAAUUCUGUGCCAUCGCCACUAUCGCUUGAUCAGUUAGGUGCAACGGGAGAUGCCCCGGGCGAUCUGAUUGAACAGGAACUCAGCCGACGUCUGUUCUACACCACUCUAGUCGGAUACCGAACCCUGCAGCAAUUGGGCUCGACAGACACCACCUUUCACGUCCCCCCAGAAACCCCGACGGAUCGGUACCCCCCUCUCCCGCUCGAGGUGGACGAUGAAUACAUCUUUGCUACCCAUUUGGAACCCCAGCCUGCCCAUCGAGUCUCCCGCCUCGUGGGGUUCAACGCUAACGUUCGAGUGUACAACUCGUACAAUUCACUCUCGGCAUGGGAAAUUGCCUUCGGCAGCGGCCAGAUCUAUGACUGGGAACGACAACGUACGACCAUCUGGGAAUGCUUACAAAAAGCCAAGUCCGCUUUGGACGGGAUUCCCCAAGAACUGGCGCUCCACCGGACCCCGGAUUCCACCCCGUCGAGACGUAAAUCGACCCUGGGAACCUUCCCCUUGGCAGCAGACCCGAAUUUGGUUGAGCGCCAUUACAUUCAGUACGAAAUUCAGAAGGCCAACAUAUAUGCGAGUCAGCUCGGAACGCGGUCCUACUUGGUAGAAAAGUACUGGAGUCUCUACGGGGCCUGGCAGAGAUACCAAAUGCCGGCAGACCAACGACAACACUCCAAAAGCCCGUUGCCGAUAAAGGUGGAGGACGAGCGUCCCAAUCAUUACCGGGCACCUAGCUCAGAUGCCCAAUUGGACGGUCUCGGAAAGAUCAUGGCGGAAGAACGCCGGCUCGUGAUCCGCGAUCUUUCCGUGCUGUUGCGAUCCGUCAAUGAGGUCAACAUGGAGCCCAACGGCGCCAGUUUUUCGAGCAAAGUUCGCCAAGUUGCGUCAACUCUUCUAAAUCUUCCCAAUCCAAGGACGGAUACAUCAACCCCCUCCACCACCGUAGCCGCCGGUCCACAACCUCUCACCCUCGCCGAAACCGAAUCCUACCUCCACGCUUUCAUCGACACUCUUGUCCGACUAGAAGGCUUAGCCGCUCCAACACCCGGCGUCACUAGCGCCAGUCCCCCCGCUAAGGGCCGCUCAAUGAGCUACCUGAGCGACCAUGAACGCGACGAAGAGGAACUGCGCCAAUGGGCCAGCCUCAAAGAAUACCAAGUCAAAUUCGCCGAAGGGGGUGGUAUGUUCACUGAAUUAUGA